Neospora caninum is the source of this 636-nucleotide messenger RNA. RefSeq names its product putative rRNA processing protein. The coding region runs from base 1 to 636 and encodes 211 amino acids. The record is from RefSeq and is a predicted model, not a curated record. Lineage: Eukaryota; Apicomplexa; Conoidasida; Eucoccidiorida; Sarcocystidae. The transcript is spliced from 10 exons.
AUGGCGUACGACAACGUGAUAAACGAUGAUAUAGAGGAGGAUUUCAUUUGGAGACGGCCUACAAAGAGAACGCGGGGAAUCACGUUUAAUACGUCGUCAAGGACAGGCAUUUGGGGCAAGGCUCUCAAAUGGGGGACUAUGGCCCUGAUUGGAGCCGCGGCCCUUGGAAUAACAGCGAAAGCUGGCCGGGCUGCCUUAAAUAUGUGGUCAACAACCUGUCCUGCGCGGGUUCCCACGAAGGGCGGCACCAGGGCGCAUCGAGCUCGGGGAUAUCUUAAUGGUUCCCUGGAUCGGGCAAGGACGUUGGCGGCGGGAGCUGGGGAAUUGUUUAAUGCUGUCUUCGUGCUGCCUCCGCCGGGUCAAGCAAGGGAAUAUCGUAAUGGUGCACCCUUCCCGGGAAACGAACAAGAGGGCCCGGCUCCGUUCGUACCCCUGCUGCCCCAACUAAGCUGGUUACGAGGUCCGGACGACCAAGUCACCGAGACGAUGCCGGUUAUACCCCUGCCCGACAUGAGGAGGAUGCUAGAUUACGUGCCUUCGUCCGUUAUAGAAACUCUGAACAUGGGGCAACUACAUCCGACGGGAUUGAGGGACACAAGGGAAAAAGACAUACACCUAGAGCGAGGGUCACAGUAG